AUGGCCGACGCCACGCUCACUCGGGCCCUGGACGAGCGCCUACAAUCUCACUCGCUGGUCGUGCCGACCGACGACCUGCGCGUCCAACAGCGUCUUCGAGAGCUGAAGGAGCCCAUCUGGACAUUCGGAGAGCGCAAGGAUGAUAGGCGCGUCAGGCUGAGGGAAUGCCUUUUGAGGGAAAAGAUCAGGAGAAAAGAGGCGGGAGAGGAGGAGCAGGAGGAGGAGGUAAGGAGCGAGAGCGAGAGCGAGGAUGAGCAAGAGGAGGAGUUCUUUACAGAAGGUACAGAGGAGCUCUUGAGCGCUCGGAGAAGGUUAGCGGGAUGGAGCUUGAUCUCCGCCCGGACACGACACGCCCACGAGCUAGCUCAGAGCAAGAUAUCGCUGCAGAAGAUCGUAGCGAGGAGGAGGGAGAUCUACGAACCUCUGAAACGCUAUCAAAAUCUCGGAUCCCAGCUGGGCGAUACGCGACCCAUUUCCAGCGUUCGCUUUUCUCCCGGGAAGACGUUUACUCACGGGGAAGAAGAGAACAGGACCAAUGGUCGAUUUUUGGCGACGGCUUCGUGGGGAGGCAGCGUCAAGCUGUGGACAUUGCCGGAUGCCAAGGUCUACGCAGAGCUAGGCGGUCACCCCAAUGAGAGAGUCACAGGUCUCGCCUGGCAUCCUUUUGCCGGAUCAGGCUUCUCGAAUCCGCACGAGAGUGUGCAGCUGGCUAGUGCGGCCAGCGAUGGGCUCAUCAAGCUUUGGUCGGUGCCUAGACCGAAGAAGGAAGGCGAGAAGAGCUCGACAGCUCCACUGAGCACGCUCAAGGGCCACGACGCACGAGUAGCCCGCAUCUCCUUCCAUCCGACUGGCUCACACCUCGUAUCGGCGUCUUAUGACGGGACCUGGAGGCUAUGGGACGUGCAGAGUGGGAAAGAGUUGCUGGUACAGGAAGGACACUCGAAGGAAGUUUACUGUGUGGACUGGCACCCGGACGGUGGUCUCGUCGGAAGCGGUGGGCUGGACGCGCUGGGUCGAUUGUGGGAUGUGAGAUCAGGAAGGUCCGCCAUGGUUUUGGAUGGACAUGCUCGCGAAAUCCUCUCGCUCUCUUUCGCUCCCAACGGCUACCAAGUCGCUACCUCGUCUGGCGACGACACGGUACGGAUAUGGGAUCUGCGACAACUACGAUGCAGGAACAUCCUCCCCGUCGGCAAGAGCAGCGUUUCGGAGGUCUGCUGGUACAAGUCCGACUUGGAGCGCAAGUCUCACUUUGGCCGAAUGAGAGAUUUAGCUGGUGCAAAGUCGGCCAGCGACGAUUCGAGCUCGAUGAAGGAAGAGGAUGGAGAGAUGAGAAUGGAUACGAGCGGUAGCUACCUCGUCACUGCUGGCUACGAUGGAUUGGUCAAGCUCUGGUCGGCGGAUGACUUCCAACUGCUUAGGGUCCUCGACUCGGGCUCGGGCGUGCCUGGAACGGCUGACAAGGUGAUGAGCGUCGAUGUGGAUUCGGAGGGCCAAAGCAUCGUCAGCGGACAUUAUGGCAAGACGUUCAAGAUCUGGGGAGUCCUUUGA
Ceraceosorus guamensis is the source of this 1548-nucleotide messenger RNA. Its product is annotated as WD40 repeat-like protein. The record is from RefSeq and is a predicted model, not a curated record. Gene Ontology annotation, biological process: mRNA splicing, via spliceosome. Lineage: Eukaryota; Fungi; Basidiomycota; Exobasidiomycetes; Ceraceosorales; Ceraceosoraceae. Gene Ontology annotation, molecular function: U6 snRNA binding; U4 snRNA binding; protein binding. The coding region runs from base 1 to 1548 and encodes 515 amino acids. The transcript is spliced from 8 exons. Gene Ontology annotation, cellular component: U4/U6 x U5 tri-snRNP complex.